AUGUUACGGCAAUCACGACAAAUGCGGGUCGGUGUCGGUUCAACCCUAACAUAUAUUCCAGUGGCAAGAUCCAUCUUAGGGACAUGGCGUGGCGAGAGAGGCGAGGAAUGGUCAGCAGCCCAAGGACUGGAGUCUAUACUCCUCUCCAUCCAAAGCCUCAUGUCUUCGAAUCCGUAUGAGAACGAGCCCGGGUUUGAAGAUGCGAAUGAGCUUUCCGAUAAAAAGAAUCAGGCCGACUAUGUACAAAAAAUUCGGCACGAAACGCUUAGGAUAUCGGUGAUGCAAAGGAUGGAGGAAUACCUUGGGCUCGCCGCUGACGGAACAACAUCUGCGGCAUCCAAGUCUGCAGCUUCCCAGCAGGAUAUCGAUAUCGACAUGCAAGAUAUCGAUGAGGCUAGCGUGCCGUUUGAGCCAUUCAAAGACUUAUGCAAGCAGCGCUUUUUGUGGUAUUAUGAAUCGUACCUCGCUGCUGCGAAAAAGGGUAAAAAAGAGGUCAAGGACGGGCAGCCCUUUGCAAGGAUGCCCUUUGAAGGUCAAAGCAAUACGAUGGACGGAAAGUUCAACUACUCGGAGCUCGAACGCCGUAUUCGCAAUGUCAAGAAGGCCCUAGAUGCCGAGCUCCUGGUGUGGGCUGUAGAAGGGGCCAAGGAGAGCGCCAGGGAGGGAACGAUUGCGGUCAACUUGCACAACCAGUACCAACAGGUCAUUGGCGCGUUCAAGGCAGACGACAUCCCUCACCACGUGCAACUAGAGAAUGACAACCCCUUUGUAUGGGUGAUCACGUAUUUCGGACCACCAAUGACCAACCUGGAUGGCGGCUUGUUCAGAAUCAAGAUGCAUUUCAGCCCUCGCUUCCCAGAAGAACAACCGCGCGUUCGUAUGGAAACCAAGAUAUUUCAUCAUCGUAUCGCCGCUGAUGGCACGAUCUGCUAUUUCCCCAACCACACUAAGCGCGAGGAUGUCCGAUCGCACAUCGCAGCCAUAUUUGCUACGUUGGAGGAGGAAGACCCAGCCUACGACCCGCGAACGAUUGUGAACCCAGAGGCCCAUGCCUUGUAUUGGGGGAAGCCCGAGGAUAGAAAGGCGUAUAACCGCCGCCUAAGACGCUCGGUGCAGAAAAGCAUGGAGUAA
Messenger RNA from Parascedosporium putredinis, 1131 nucleotides. The record is from the annotation of a GenBank genome assembly. Lineage: Eukaryota; Fungi; Ascomycota; Sordariomycetes; Microascales; Microascaceae.